UCUGUCCAGUCGCCUGAUUGCCAGUGAGUAGCCUGGAUGGGGGACGUGCCGGAAUCGGGCUGUGGGCUUCAGUGCCUGCUAGUCCAGCAUUCCACCUGCCCACCCCUGUGUCGGGGUCUCCCAAGCGUUUCGCAACCAGUAUGACAAUGAUGUCACUGUUUGGAGCCCUCAGGGCAGGAUUCAUCAGAUUGAAUAUGCAAUGGAAGCUGUUAAACAAGGUUCAGCCACAGUUGGUCUGAAAUCAAAAACCCAUGCAGUGUUGGUUGCACUGAAGAGGGCACAGUCAGAGCUCGCAGCUCAUCAGAAAAAAAUCCUGCAUGUUGACAACCACAUUGGUAUCUCGAUCGCGGGGCUUACUGCUGACGCGCGACUCUUGUGUAAUUUUAUGCGCCAGGAAUGUCUGGAUUCCAGAUUUGUAUUUGACAGACCACUUCCUGUGUCUCGCCUAGUGUCUCUAAUUGGAAGCAAGACGCAGAUACCAACACAAAGGUAUGGCCGGAGACCCUAUGGCGUUGGGCUGCUCAUUGCUGGCUAUGAUGAUAUGGGUCCUCACAUUUUCCAGACCUGUCCAUCUGCUAACUACUUUGACUGUAGAGCUAUGUCCAUCGGAGCCCGUUCUCAGUCAGCUCGCACUUACUUGGAAAGACAUAUGUCUGAGUUUAUGGAGUGCAACUUAAAUGAACUGGUUAAACAUGGCCUGCGCGCAUUGAGAGAGACGCUGCCUGCAGAGCAGGACCUAACUACAAAGAAUGUUUCCAUUGGAAUUGUUGGCAAAGACUUGGAGUUCACAAUUUAUGAUGAUGAUGAUGUGUCUCCAUUCCUGGAAGGUCUUGAAGAAAGACCACAGAGAAAGGCACAGCCUGCUCAGCCUACUGAUGAACCUGCAGAAAAGGCUGAUGAGCCAAUGGAACACUGAAUGAAAAGGCAGUCUGACUGUGUUGUCAGAUCUCUAAGGAAACGUGAACACAUGCUGACGACAGUAAUCUAUACUUUGAACCGAAAGAUGAAAAUGGUAGGAUGGUAUGUUUUAGGAUCAAUCCACAUGUGAAUUUUUUCUUAGCAACCUCAUGGAAACCAUAAUGGGUGCAUUUUUGUUUAAGAGGUUCUAUAUAAUCAUUUUGUAGACAGUGUAAGUUCCUAUACUAAUGUUUUUAUAUGAAAAAAUAACGUAUUUACAGUUCUAAAGACAACUGUGAAAUAAAAUUAUUUCACCCACUG
Ochotona princeps (American pika) is the source of this 1218-nucleotide messenger RNA. It is a transcript of the gene PSMA1, whose product is annotated as proteasome 20S subunit alpha 1. The transcript has 10 exons. Gene Ontology annotation, cellular component: proteasome core complex; nucleus; proteasome core complex, alpha-subunit complex. Lineage: Eukaryota; Metazoa; Chordata; Mammalia; Lagomorpha; Ochotonidae. The coding region runs from base 200 to 916 and encodes 238 amino acids. Gene Ontology annotation, biological process: ubiquitin-dependent protein catabolic process. The record is from RefSeq and is a predicted model, not a curated record.